CUUUUUUAUUUUAUUUUUUAUUCUUAUAAAAAAGAAUGGAUGCUGAAAAUGCAACAGUAGCAGCAUUACAAGCAAUAGAAUCGCUGAAAUUGCAACUUUUACAAACAGCAUGUACAAAAAGUAGCAGUAUUAGCACUUUAGCAUUCCUUAAAGGAUUCAUUGUGGGUCAAUUGAGUGUUAUUUUCGUUGUUGCGCUGGUACUAAGAUAUUUGUUCACAGAAGGUGUUCAACGCGAAAAGAGGCACUACGUUCCAUAUGCAUCAAGAGCAGCAGCAGCAAAAACACAGCAAUCUUGUAUAUCAAAUGCCUCUAUACCCUUACCGAAAGAUCAUAUCACAAUAAAAACGUAUUACGACAUGAAUUUACAUCCCCCAGAAAGUACAGAUUGGUUAAAUGUUUUAUUGGCACAGGCUAUCUUGCAGUACAGGGAGGAUGCUAAAAUUAAUAAUCGACUGAUCAUGGCUGUGGAUCAUAUUUUAAAUGGUGGCGUAAAGCCUAGCUUCUUGGGACCGAUACAGGUUACUGAACUCAAUUUAGGAGAAGAGUUUCCGAUAUUCAGCAAUGCAAGGAUAAGAAGAUCCGAUGAGGUUGACUCUAUGAAGGCAGAGAUAGAUUUCGAAUACAAUGAUCAAAUAACACUGGGAAUCGAAACACAGAUCAUACUCAACUGGCCCAAGCCAGCAUUUGCAGCGCUACCUAUCUCACUCGUGUUAUCUGUUGUUCGAUUUUCAGGCACACUUACUAUCGAACUCAUCAACCCACCACCGACGACUACGCCAACGAAAACGCCAUUACAAAGAUAUAUUGCAAUUUCAUCACACUCUGAUUUCAUACUGGACCUUGACGUACAGUCCUCGAUAGGUUCAAGAACAAAGCUAGAGGACAUACCAAAAUUGAGAGAUUUAAUUCAAACAAAACUUAGAAAUGUAUAUAUUGAUAAACUCGUCUAUCCCACUUUUGUGAAGAUUAAAGUACCCAAUCUAUGGAAAGACAAUGCUACCACUACUACCACCCCUACUACCACCACCACAACAACUCAUGCUGACUCUUUCACAACUACUACAAAGGAGACUCUAACAACAGCAUUAAAUUCUACUAGAGAGAAUAAUGAAGAUAUGUUGCAACCGGCUGCUGCAGAGAAACUGGAGGAGUUGGUAGAAGAUAUCAAGGAAGCAUAAUAAGCUACAAUAAAGCCAUUUGUACAUAGCAAUCUCGUUUGAGCUGUAGUAUAUCAAAUAAAAUAUCUUUUUCCCUUUUU
Molecule: messenger RNA, 1258 nt
Organism: Mycotypha africana
Lineage: Eukaryota; Fungi; Mucoromycota; Mucoromycetes; Mucorales; Mycotyphaceae
Exons: 2
Coding region: 36-1178 (380 amino acids)
Biological process (GO): phospholipid transport; mitochondrion organization
Cellular component (GO): endoplasmic reticulum; ERMES complex
Molecular function (GO): lipid binding
Source: RefSeq, a predicted model, not a curated record